This is a messenger RNA of Ananas comosus (pineapple), 1442 nucleotides long. RefSeq names its product methyl-CpG-binding domain protein 4-like. Lineage: Eukaryota; Viridiplantae; Streptophyta; Magnoliopsida; Poales; Bromeliaceae. Gene Ontology annotation, cellular component: nucleus. The coding region runs from base 65 to 991 and encodes 308 amino acids. Gene Ontology annotation, molecular function: DNA binding; catalytic activity. Gene Ontology annotation, biological process: base-excision repair. The record is from RefSeq and is a predicted model, not a curated record. The transcript has 4 exons.
ACCGCACCCGCGAACCCCAAAAUUCGCUCCGCGUGCCCUCCCGAGCACGCGCGACGCCCCCGCCAUGGCGCGCGAUUCCCCGUCGCUCGACCAAAUCCUCUCCUCCUUCGCCUACAAACCCUCGGAGACGACGACGACGACGACGACGACGAAGAAGAAGAAGAAGAGGAGCGUCGGAGGCGGAGACGACGAUGAUGCUCCUCCGCCGCCGAUGAAGAGGCGGCGGCGCCGCCCUCGGCCGCCGUCGUCCCCCCCCGACGCCUCCCCCCCGAUCGUCCUCUACAAGAAGGAGCACUCCCAUGGAACCAAGCGGAGGAAGAUGACGACGACGAAGAAGCAGAAGCGGAACCCUAAGAACCCUAAGAACCACCCUAUUCCUAAUCUUAGCGGGGAUCGCGACGGCGUGGACGAUGACCACGACGGCGACGACGAUGAGGAUGUUGAUCGCGAUGUGAAGAAGCGGCGGAGGAGGAGCAAGCAGCGAUCGCAGCUCUCGGCGGCGGAGAAGAUGUCGGAGGCGUAUCGGAGAGUCGCCGCCGAGGAGGCGUGGGAGCCUCCAGCGUCGUGCCACAGCCUCCUCCAAGAGAGGCACUCGUUCGAUCCGUGGAGGGUUUUGAUCAUAUGCAUGCUCCUUAACAUCACCACUGGGGAACAGGUCCGGAGAGUACUCCCAGGCUUAUUCCUUCUUUGUCCUGAUGCUGAGACCACAACAAAAGUCCCUGCGGAGGAGAUAGAGAAGGUCAUACAGAGUCUAGGAUUGCAAAGAAAACGAGCGAGAAUGAUUAAGCAGUUCUCUCAGGAGUACUUGAGCAGUGACUGGACUCACGUCACUCAACUCCAUGGUAUAGGCAAAUAUGCUGCUGAUGCAUAUGCUAUUUUCUGUGUGGGCAAGCCAGAAGAAGUGGUUCCUCAGGACCAUAAAUUAAUUGAUUAUUGGAAGUUUGUUUGUGGCAAGGAUGGCUCCAAAGAAUGUGCCGCUGAACAAAAUUAGCCGACUGCUUAAUUAUGUUGUAAAGGACCUUAAAUUGCUUACCCGACGGUGUCUUGCCUAGGGGAGAUAGGAAUGACUCCGGCCCGGCUGGUGAGUCCUACAGUGGGUUUGAUCCCCACCACGGAGUUUGCGGCGGCCGGGCAGAUGAUCGACCCGUCGGUCUCCGUCCCCAGCGCCACCGCAACCAUGUUCGCCGCCACCGCUAUCGCCGACCCGCUGCUUGACCCGCAUGGGUCCGCCGAGAGCACGUAUGGAUUCUGUUAGAAAUUUAGUAUCCGUUACAAUACCAAUUGAUGGGUUCAGGAACUUAACUACUCUCUAGAUCGAAAUAUUCUACUACCUGUUAUGUCGACGGUGGGUCUUCAGUAAAUCAUUUAUCAAAUUGUGUAUAUAUAUAUAAACAUUAUACGAGUUCUGGGUCUUUAGUAAAUCAUUUAUCAAAUUGUAUAUA